Alternaria conjuncta is the source of this 321-nucleotide messenger RNA. RefSeq lists its product as uncharacterized. Bases 1 to 321 code for a protein of 106 amino acids. The record is from RefSeq and is a predicted model, not a curated record. Lineage: Eukaryota; Fungi; Ascomycota; Dothideomycetes; Pleosporales; Pleosporaceae. The transcript has 3 exons.
AUGAAGCUUACGACCGUUGUGCUCGCUCUUUUCUCAUCGGUCGCCUUGGCCGCUCCUGCGGCCCAGAUGGACAAGCGCGCCGUCGUUGACGCAACUGUCGCCGUCGACGGGCUGCGCUAUCGAACGUGCCCGAAGACGACCUGCUCGGCUCCGGGUCAAUAUCCCAAGGGUACCAAGAUCAAAUUAAGCUGCUACACCACGUCUGGUACUACUGAGGUGAAUGGAGACAAGCGCUGGGCCAAGGUCUCCGGAGGUGUUGGUAAUGGCCGAUGGGUAUCGUUGGCGUAUAUGGAUUGGCCUGGAACGAUUAGCGGUUGCUGA